AUGCGUCGCCUGCUACAUAUAUGUGUGAUGUAUGCUGCCACGCACAAUAUGCAUUACAAUACUGAGAAAUCGGUUUGUAUGUUAUUCAAAUCAAAAAAUACGCCGUCCUGUAUGCCUCCACUGUACCUGAAUGGCCAGACACUACAGAGAGUCGAAGAAGUCAAAUACCUGGGACACAUAAUAAUAUCCGAUCUAUGCGACGUGAAAGACAUGGAAAGACAGCGGAGGGCGCUUAGUGUGAAGGGGAACAUGCUCGGUCGCCGCUUCCAGCGAUGUAUAAACCUGUCAAACGGGUGCUCUUUGCCGCCUACUGCACCAACCUAUAUACCGCGGAGCUAUGGUACAAUUAUACCAAGCGAGCGUAUCACAAAAUCCGCGUUCAGUAUCGCGUGGCGCGCGCUGCACCGCCUAUCGCGCUGGUGCAGCGCCUCCGAGAUGUUCGCCGCCGGGAGGGUGCCGGCCUGGGCGGCGUUGCUGCGGCGGACGGCCGCCGGCGCCGAGGCAAGGGUCUUCGCGUCCACCAACACCGUCGUGUGCGCCGCGCGCCGAUGGCUCGCGAGCCCCAUCCACGCCGAGUGGCGGCGCUUGCAUUGUGUAGGGGGCCGGUGA
Messenger RNA from Pectinophora gossypiella (pink bollworm), 609 nucleotides. RefSeq lists its product as uncharacterized. The coding region runs from base 1 to 609 and encodes 202 amino acids. The transcript has a single exon. The record is from RefSeq and is a predicted model, not a curated record. NCBI's taxonomy places the organism in Eukaryota, Metazoa, Arthropoda, Insecta, Lepidoptera, Gelechiidae.